CACAAUUGUCGUACAAUGGAGAAUCAACUGAAGGAGCUCAUCCCAUUCUUAAGGGAUAAGAAUCUACAGGUCCGACAGAUCGCCCUGUCAAAUCUGCUAGGGCAAACACCGGAAGGAUCACCACAUAGGAAUAUUUUUUAUCAUGGCCUCGGAGGAGCAGGCUUGCAGAAACCUAAGGAAACGGAUAUAAUCCGUGAUCUCAAGCUUUUAUGCCGGGAUCAACUCGCCGUUGCGCACGAUGCUUUCCGUGCAUUGGUUAAUCUCUCCGAUUCACCGCUGCUAGUGCCAUUUUUGUCAGAACCAGCCUUUCUCACCUUCUUGGUAUCUUACAUCUUGAAUGCAGACUCCAUACUUGCAGAUCUUGCAUCCAUGCUGCUUUCCAAUCUAACCGCUUCAUCGUCACCAUGCGCAGCCCUUUUAGCCUUGAAAGUACCCAUCAUUCACACACCAUCCUCACCAACCCCCCUUUUCCCAACCCAAUCCCGCUCUGGAACUUGUUCUGCGCCAGUACCUUAUCCAUCAGGAGAACCGCAGGAUAUCCUCAUUUUGCCGCUCCUUAUCGAUGCAUUUGUAGAAGGCGCAUCAGUAGAUCCUUCCGGAGAUAGAUCUUCCCGAAAACGAAAAGGAGAGCUGCACUUUCUAGCCUCUGUCUUCGCCAAUAUCAGCACGUCUCCGGCUGGUCGCACGUUCUUCGUCACUUUACGACCGACAGAUCCGUUGAAUCCCAAUAGUACCAACGAAUACCCUCUCGCCAAAAUAGUCGCGUUCACUGAACAUAAAGACACAAUACGACGUGGUGGGGUUGCAUCGACAUUGAAGAACUGUGCUUUCCAUUCACAAGCUCACCGCGCAAUACUAUCUCCUGACACCGAAGUUGUUGUCGUUCCUCCAUCGACGUUGUCUGCCCCAGGUAUCGACGCACUGCCUUACAUUUUGCUACCUUUAGCAGGCCCAGAGGAACUUGAUCUAGAGGACCAAGAAAAAUUGCCAUCUGCACUUCAGUUCCUUCCAUCCACGAAGAAACGGGAAGCGGAUUCUGUCUUGCGCUUGACGCAUGUUGAAACACUGCUUCUUCUAUGCACCACGCGAUGGGCCCGAGACUACCUCAGGGAACAUGGGGUGUAUGAGAUUGUCAGAGGAGCACACAUGGAGGAGACCGUCGACAAGGUAUCUGAGCACAUCGAGCGCCUCGUCCAGCUUCUGAAGGGCGAAGAAGGCGUGGAAAUAGCCGAUGGGACCGAUGUGGUGCGUGUUGGAGGUCAAGAAGAAGAAGAUGAUGACGAUGAAGAUAACAAAAUCGAAGAAGUAUAGUCGUCAAUUAAUUCUCUGAUUGAGAUUUUGUCACAAUUAAAUAAUUGCAUGCGCAAGCUUAGGCGGGACUGUUCUUUUCAUGCGACCAAGAAGUACUGCUUGCAACGAAGCACAUCUGUGGUGGUGGUGUACCGUUGCACUACAGCUUCUACUAGCUGGCAGUCAACCAAUUGGAAGGGUGAUUGGGGUCCGAAAGCAACUCCAAUAUUAGCUUACGCUUUUGAAGAGUUCUAUGGCUCGGCGACGAGACCGUCCACGGCGAUGAACAAAUAACUUUGAUUACCGAUG
Suillus clintonianus is the source of this 1599-nucleotide messenger RNA. RefSeq lists its product as uncharacterized. The transcript is spliced from 9 exons. The coding region runs from base 16 to 1311 and encodes 431 amino acids. The record is from RefSeq and is a predicted model, not a curated record. NCBI's taxonomy places the organism in Eukaryota, Fungi, Basidiomycota, Agaricomycetes, Boletales, Suillaceae.